This is a messenger RNA of Corylus avellana, 1062 nucleotides long. NCBI's taxonomy places the organism in Eukaryota, Viridiplantae, Streptophyta, Magnoliopsida, Fagales, Betulaceae. The record is from RefSeq and is a predicted model, not a curated record.
AUGGACUCACAAGAGGGGUUGCAAGAGUUCAAUGAAAUUCCUACCCAAAGCUUCACCAUGCUCUUACAAGGGGGGUGUCAAUACAACAAUGAAAAUCCACCCCAACCUGAAAAGAAGUCUACUACUAAAAAAACAAACUUCUCAAUAGAAGAAGACGUUUUACUAGUAAAGGCUUGGCUCAAUACUGGCCUUGAUCCAAUUCAAGGGAAUUCUCAAAAAAGCACCAAAUUUUGGGAUAGGAUUUUGGAGAACUAUAAUGAGAACAAGAAAGAAACCACUGUAGAACGGACUGCGCAUUCUUUAUCAAAUCGGUGGUCUUUCAUCCAAAAAGUCAUCAACAAAUUCUGUGGGUACUUGGAACAAGUUGAACAUAGGAAUCAAAGUGGUAUUGGUGAGCAAGAUAAGAUCAAUAUGGCAAAGGCUAUGUACCAGGAGUUGAAUAACAAUGCCAUAUUUCAAUUUGAACAUUUGUGGAAUAUGUUGAAGACAGUACCGAAAUGGAAGAAAUAUAUGUUGACUCAAUCAGAUUUGAAAAGGAAAUGCCUUGAUACAAGUACUUCUUAUCCGCUAGAUGUUAUACAUUUAGGGGAAGAUAACAAUGAUCAAGAUGUACAUGUAGCAUUGGAGAGACCUAUAGCGGAAGCGAAGAAGAGAUUACAUGAGGAGAGAAAGAAAGAGAUCGAUACGACAAAGGAGGAGAUCAUUCGUAUUGAGAAACAAAAGCUUGAGGUUGAACUUAGGAAAGAGGAAAGGGAACAAAAGAAAGAAGAAUUUGAGAAACAAAAGCUUGAGGUUGAACUUAGGAAAGAGGAAAGGGAGCAAAAGAAAGAAGAAUUUGAGAAACAAAAGCUUGAGGUUGAACUUAGGAAAGAGGAAAGGGAGCAAAAGAAAGAAGAAUUUGAAAAACAAAAGCUUGAGGUUGAACUUAGGAAAGAGACAAGGGAACAAAAGAAAGAAGAAAGAGAAAUUAUGAUGAUGGAUACAAGUCACUUGUCUAAAAUACAGGUUGAAUAUAUUCAAUCUCUCCAAAUGGAAAUCAUUGAGAAGCGUAGUAGUAAAUAG